Messenger RNA from Carcharodon carcharias (great white shark), 10866 nucleotides. RefSeq lists its product as uncharacterized. The transcript is spliced from 25 exons. Gene Ontology annotation, biological process: regulation of DNA-templated transcription. Gene Ontology annotation, molecular function: histone H3K36 methyltransferase activity; protein binding. The coding region runs from base 1134 to 7916 and encodes 2260 amino acids. Gene Ontology annotation, cellular component: chromatin; nucleus. NCBI's taxonomy places the organism in Eukaryota, Metazoa, Chordata, Chondrichthyes, Lamniformes, Lamnidae. The record is from RefSeq and is a predicted model, not a curated record.
GAGAGAGAGAGCGCGAGGGGAAGGAUAAAAAAAACAUGCCGAACCCGCACGGUCAAUAUUGAUAUCAAGGCCGGCGGCUGCUACUACAUUAUCUUUGCAUUGUGCUUUAAAAAAAAUACUUCUGGCAAAAAAAGGGUCCGGUUUUUUGUGUGUUUGGGGGGUGGUGAUUUGUUGGUGGAGGAAGGAGGUACUGCCCACCAGCCUAGGCCUAGGACAGCCAGCCAAUAGUGUUGUGGAGCAGCAUGGAAAUGCAGGGGUAUUGAGAUAUUUGGGGAGGGCUUGGGGGUAUUGAGCCGCAUUUGGGGUUUUCGGGUGGGGGAAAAAAAACCAAAGAAGUGGUCACGUUUGGUGUCUGCUCUCUUUUAUCAAUCUGUCCCCUACGUUCUCACCCGCCACCAUUUAUCGUAGUGCAAGUGUGCUAGGAUAGCUGAGGAUGAAGGGCAGCCAUGUUGCAUCAGGAACUUUUCAUGCAAGAGCUUAAUUCAAAUCGGGUGUGAUUUUUGUUUCUUUUUUUGUGGGGAAGGACAGACGUAUAGGAUCUUUAAACAAUAUAAGGUAAAAUGUCGUUAAUUUAAAUGAACUGUCAUUGCAAAAGGAAGGAGCACGGGACCCGAAGGCAAUCAAGAGGAAGAAAGGUUAAGAUCUUAUUGGACUCUUCAAGAUCGAGAUAUUAACAUUUCUAGAAGGUUAUUCAAGAGGAAGAGCAACAGUGGUCAUAAUGUACAAUGCAGUGGAGUUACAGUAUUUUAAAUACUGAAGUUUAUCUUGUGGGAUGUAAUGCAUGCAACAAUUUUAAGAAAUGUCAUUUUUUUGCUUUUUGCUCUGGUGAUAUUUCCUUAAAUUUACAUUUAAAGAUACAUUUCCUUAGAAGGCCUGCCUACAUUGGGUAGAAUUUAGGCUCAUACAUGACUACUGCUUAUUGGAAAAAGGGAAGAAAAUAGAAUUUCUUCCCCCACCUCCUUAUUCCUCAAAAAAGACCACCUUUCGGAAGGCAUGAAGCAAAAUUACAAUUGACUGAAUACCAGUUUUGAUGGGGUUUCAAGUUAGCAUAUGUGGACAGCACAAGGUAGUCAAGAAGCAUUUGAAUAGAAUGAUGGUUCUGCUCUUUUCUUUGGAGUUGACUCUAGGGCAAGAUGGAUCAUGCCUGUGGAUAUGAACUAACGGUGGGCAGUGGAUUGCCUUUUGCUAAUCCACAACAGUUUUCAAAUUCAUUGGGUUUCAGUGUUUCUGAGAGCAAUGAUACAGGCUGCAGGUCAGGACAGAAUAUCUGUGAACAAGAGUGCUGUAAUCUGCAGGACAGAAGUGCUGUUCAGUUGUCCACUGAUUCACAGGGUGGUGCACAGCCUGCAUUUAAUGGACAUAUUUCAGCACCACCCUAUAUUCCAUUGCGCAGACUUCAAGAUCUGGCUUCUAUGAUUCCUACUCGGUUUUCUGAGUCCCCAGAGUCAAAACAGUGGUCUGAAUCCCCUGAGGGCUCCCCUACCCAGGAUUGUUGUGCAGUUGAUGAAGGCAGACGCACUUCUCCAGUAUCUGAUUCUACACAAAAUGGUUCUCCAGAAUUAAAGUUAAAGAUAACUAAGAUGGUUAUGAAUGGAAAGAUGAUGUUUGAAUCAUCAAUCUGCAGUGAGGUGGAAACAGAGGAUGCAAAGGAUUCUGAAGAGCAACCUCCAGUCAUCAAAGAAGUAGAAAUACCAGUAUCUCACAGAGCAAAAAGAAUGAGAAAGAAAAGUGUUAAAUACAGUCCUUCGCAUGAAUCUGAACAGAAAGUGGACAACACAAUGGCCUUUUAUCCCCCAGCUCCAAUAGAAGGAAGAAAAAACUGUGCUGGAAGACGAAAGAAGGUGAUUCCAGUGAGGUUUGAGGUUGGAGACCUGGUUUGGGUGAAGUUUAGUAGACGUCCUUGGUGGCCUAGUGCUGUCUGUCUUGAUCCUCUGUUGAAGAUUCAUUCGAAGAUGAAAGAGCCUAGCAGGAGGCCCUGCCGACAAUAUUACGUUCAGUUUUUUGGCAUCGUUGUCGAGCAUGCCUGGGUUGCGUCUGCAGUGGUUGAGCCAUUUGAAGGAAGACAUCAGUAUGAACUGCUGGUUCAAAGGAAUGCCAAAAAUGUGGAAACCGAUGUGCAAAGAAACAAGAUUUCUGUUAAAGUGCACACUCAGUGGGACGCUGGUAUUGUUCAGGCAGAAGAAGCGCUUUCCAUGUCUCUUGAGGACAGAAUAUCCAAAUAUUGCCUAAUUAGCGAAGAAAGCUUUCUUCAAAUGUCUGGGAAAGAAAAGCUUGACAUUCAAUUUACUUCAAAACCCAAGGAGCUAAACCCUUCAGCUAACUCCAACAAUCACUCCAGUGAGUUUGAAGACUGUCACGCCAUGUCUGCAAACAGGGAAAACAAGAUGAGUACCAACUCCUCAACUAGUUGUUCUUCUGACUGUGAAACAAGAAGAAGAGUGAGAAAUAAGCUCUUAAAGCCCAGAGUUCCUAUCAAAGAAUCUGCACACUGCGCAUACAACACAAACAGUACAGUGAAUAAUGUGCAGGUGAAUUCUCCAACCCUUAUAAAUGGUUUUGUAGAGACAUCGAAUGAAAUCAUCACUGGAAUAGACAGUUCAACCCCGAAAUCUAACUGUAUAGUUGAAAGUUCUUCAGUGUAUAAUAAUGUCAUAAGUACGUCAGAGAUUGUUUCAGCUGCAACUGCUGUACUAAAUUGGUCAGAUGAAGGAAUUUCUAAAGAACCAUUUAAUGUAGGAAAUGGUCCAACUUCAGUUGAAUACAAGACAAAAGCUAGUUCUGAACAUUAUGGUGUCUGUAAUGGGACUGGAACUCAGUUUGAAGUCAACUGCCAGAACACACAGAUAAGGUCACAGGACGCAGAUGAAGGUAGCCAGCAGGUUGAUGGGCAAAAUAUUGACCGUCGUUCUAAACUGAAAGAGUGGAAAAGAACAGAAACUCAACCCAAUAUUACAGAACAGAAACAGCAAUCUUUUUCAUUAGUUAUUACUGAAGGUAAACGCCAAAGGAAACCCAGUAAAAAACUUCUGGAAUCAACAGAAGAUUAUGACCAGUUGUUUAUCUCUAAAAAGAAACUGAAAACAUGCCUUCAACCUUUACAACAGGGCACAACAGACUGUUUAGAUAAAGCAACAGAAUCGCAAGAGUUUAGAAGCUGCAGUACUGAAUCAAAGAGACGGCGGCGGCGCAAAAAGAAUUUUAAUCACCCGCAGAUAGCCCUUGCACAAGAUAUGUCCCCAUCUAUGACUACAGUGGACUCUGUCGUAUCAAGAUCUAUAAUAUGCCAAGCCAUGCCCAUGCCUUUAACAGUCCAAGGUCUUUCCUCUCCUGUGGCACAACUAGCUCUCUCUACAUCUGCAGUAAAACCAGCUAUUUCCACACCUACAGUGAAACAGAGUUUGUUUGCUCCUAUGGUGGAGAAAACCCAGGCCAUAUUUGCAAUGGAGAGAUCCCAGUUCCCGCCUGCAGUGGAGAAAUCCCAGUCCAGGCCUGCAAUGGAGAAAUCCGAGUCCAUGGCUUCAGUGCAGAUAUCCCAGUGCAGGUCUGCCGUGGAGAAGCCCCAGUGCAGGUCUGCCGUGGAGAAGCCCCAGUGCAGGUCUGCCGUGGAGAAGCCCCCGUGCAGGUCUGCCGUGGAGAAGCCCCCGUGCAGGUCUGCAGGGGAGAGGUCCCAGUGCAGGUCUGCAGUGGAGAGGUCCCAGUGCAGGUCUGCAGUGGAGAGGUCCCAGUGCAGGUCUGCAGUGGAGAGGUCCCAGUGCAGGUCUGCAGUGGAGAGGUCCCAGUGCAGGUCUGCAGUGGAGAGGUCCCAGUGCAGGUCUGCAGUGGAGAGGUCCCAGUCCAGGUCUGCAGUGGAGAGGUCCCAGUCCAGGUCUGCAGUGGAGAGGUCCCAGUCCAGGUCUGCAGUGGAGAGGUCCCAGUCCAGGUCUGCAGUGGAGAGGUCCCAGUCCAGGUCUGCAGUGGAGAGGUCCCAGUCCAGGUCUGCAGUGGAGAGGUCCCAGUCCAGGUCUGCGAUGGAGAACGCUCUGUCCGUGCCCCCGGUGGAGAACGCUCUGUCCGUGCCCCCCGUGGAGAACGCUCUGUCCGUGCCCCCGGUGGAGAACGCUCUGUCCGUGCCCCCGGUGGAGAACGCUCUGUCCGUGCCCCCGGUGGAGAACGCUCUGUCCGUGCCCCCGGUGGAGAACGCUCUGUCCGUGCCCCCGGUGGAGAACGCUCUGUCCGUGCCCCCGGUGGAGAACGCUCUGUCCGUGCCCCCGGUGGAGAACGCUCUGUCCGUGCCCCCGGUGGAGAACGCUCUGUCCGUGCCCCCGGUGGAGAACGCUCUGUCCGUGCCCCCGGUGGAGAACGCUCUGUCCGUGCCCCCGGUGGAGAACGCUCUGUCCGUGCCCCCGGUGGAGAACGCUCUGUCCGUGCCCCCGGUGGAGAACGCUCUGUCCGUGCCCCCGGUGGAGAACGCUCUGUCCGUGCCCCCGGUGGAGAACGCUCUGUCCGUGCCCCCGGUGGAGAACGCUCUGUCCGUGCCCCCGGUGGAGAACGCUCUGUCCGUGCCCCCGGUGGAGAACGCUCUGUCCGUGCCCCCGGUGGAGAACGCUCUGUCCGUGCCCCCGGUGGAGAACGCUCUGUCCGUGCCCCCGGUGGAGAACGCUCUGUCCGUGCCCCCGGUGGAGAACGCUCUGUCCGUGCCCCCGGUGGAGAACGCUCUGUCCGUGCCCCCGGUGGAGAACGCUCUGUCCGUGCCCCCGGUGGAGAACGCUCUCUCCGUGCCCCCGGUGGAGAACGCUCUCUCCGUGCCCGCGGUGGAGAACGCUCUCUCCGUGCCCGCGGUGGAGAAAGCUCAGUCCGUGCUUGCAAUGGAGAAAUGUCAGUUUGCGUCUCCAACAGAAAAUUCCCAUUCAGCGCCUGCAAUGCAAAAUUCCCAGGCCAUCCCAUCAACAGAAAAUUCUCAGCCCACGAUUGCAAUGGAGAAAUUCCAAAACAUGCCAACAGGUGAACAGUCUCAGUCCAUACCAGGAGGGAAACAAUCCCAGUACAUUUAUGUGACAGAGCAGUGCCAGUCCAUGUCUGCAGCAGAACAGUCCCACUCUGUGACUGCAGAAAGUCAGUCUCAGUUCUUAACUGCAAAGGAACGGUUCCAGCUCUCGCCUGCAACAGAGACCCUGUCUACUCCAGCAAUAGAAUUUAACCAGCCAAUGCCAGCAGUAGAAGUCCCUCUGCCUGUAGCCAUACAAAGUUCAACACAACAAGCAGGAUCACAGCAGUUUAAAACAGACAGCAUUGUUAAGAAGAGAUGGCAACAUAGGAACUAUCUGAAUACUCAACAGAUUUAUCGUACUCCACAACUGGCACUUGGGGAUAAAGCAGAGACAAUGCUUACACAACUGUCCACUUCACCCGAAAAUUCUGAAGGAAAACGUCAGAGAAAACCAACUAAGAAACUGUUAGAAUCAACAGAAGAUUUUGAUCAGCUUUUUAUCCCAAAGAAGAAAUUCAAACAAGACCAUCGUCGCUCGUUAAAGCCCUCCCUACAGUCUGAAGCCAGAUGUGUAAAGAAGCUUCAAAGCACAGUAAAUGGUCCUAUGCCACAAUCUGUCAAGUCCCAUUCAGGUGAAAACAGCAUCCCAAGCAGAAGAACAAUUUGUAGAAAUGAGAAGAGAUUUGCACAAGCAUCAGCAUCCAAUAGGGACCGGAAUCGUCUCAGACUUGUAAAUGAUAAAAAGAAUGAUACUCAGCCAGAUUCUGCUGAUGAAAACGACUUAGAUAUAUUUUUAUCAACAUCAAGGAAGUCACAAGUGGAGCGUGGUGGAGGGGCUGCAAAGAAAGAAAAUGUCUGUCAGCUGUGUGAGAAAACUGGGGAGUUGCUGCUUUGUGAAGGACAGUGCUGUGGCGCCUUCCACUUAAAGUGCCUAGGUUUAACCAAAAUGCCCGAAGGAAAAUUUAUGUGCAGAGAAUGUACCACAGGUGUUCAUACUUGCUUUGUGUGUAGAGAAAAUGGGAAAGAUGUGAAACGAUGUCUUAUGCCACUGUGUGGGAAGUUUUAUCAUAUGGAAUGCAUUAAAAAGUACCCUACCACUGUACUGCAAAACAAAGGAUUCCGGUGCUCAAUCCAUGUCUGCCUGUCUUGUUAUGCUUGCAAUCCUACUAAUCCAAGAGCAAGCAAAGGUCGAAUGAUGCGCUGUGUGCGGUGUCCUGUGGCUUACCAUGCCAGUGAUAAUUGUCUGGCAGCAGGAUGUGUGGUCCUGGCUUCAAACAGUAUCAUAUGUACUAAUCACUUCACUCCACGGAGGGGCUGCAGGCAUCAUGGCCAUGUCAAUGUCAGCUGGUGCUUUGUUUGCUCAGAAGGUGGCAGUUUACUAUGCUGUGAGUCAUGUCCUGCUGCCUUUCAUCGUGAAUGCCUGAACAUUGAGAUGCCUAAAGGAAAAUGGUACUGUAAUGACUGUAAGGCUGGCAAAAAGCCACAUUAUAAGGACAUCAUCUGGGUUAAACUCGGUCGAUACAGGUGGUGGCCUGCUGAGGUCUGUCAUCCCAAAAAUGUUCCUACAAAUAUUCAAAAAAUGAAACAUGAGAUCGGUGAGUUCCCUGUCCGUUUCUUUGGCUCAAAUGACUACUUCUGGACUUAUCAGGCACGUGUGUUCUCAUACAUGGAAGGUGACAAAGGGAGUAAAGACAAAAAGUGCAAAGGCCUCAACACCAUCUUUAAGAAAGCAUUACAGGAAGCUGCAGAAAGGUUUGAGGAGCUGAAAACCCAAAGAGAGACAAGACAGGCACAGGAGGACAAACGGAAUGAAAAAAAACCACCACCAUACAAACACAUCAAGGUAAACAAAGCCGUGGGUAAGGCUCAGAUCUUCACUGCUGAUCCGUCUGAGAUUCCACGAUGUAAUUGUAAGCCAACUGAUGAGAAUCCUUGUGGGGUAGAUUCCGAAUGUCUGAACAGGAUGUUAAUGUACGAGUGCCAUCCAACUGUCUGUCCUGCAGGAGACAAAUGCCAGAACCAGUGCUUCACCAAACGGCAAUAUCCUGAAGUGGAAAUUUUGAAAACUGCAGGCCGAGGCUGGGGUUUACUUACUAAAUUUAAUAUUAAGAAGGGACAGUUCGUGAAUGAGUAUGUGGGUGAGGUGAUAGAUGAGGAGGAGUGUUAUGCUCGAAUCAAAUACGCACAGGAACAUGACAUCACCAACUUCUACAUGCUUACUCUUGACAAGGACCGGAUUAUUGAUGCAGGCCCAAAAGGAAAUUAUUCACGCUUCAUGAAUCAUAGUUGCAAGCCAAACUGUGAGACACAGAAAUGGACAGUGAAUGGAGACACUCGAGUUGGACUCUUUGCUUUAUGUGACAUUGCUGUUGGGUCUGAACUAACAUUUAACUAUCAUCUGGAAUGCUUGGGCACUGGAAAGACUAUUUGUAAAUGUGGGGCUCCAAACUGCAGUGGCUAUCUAGGUGUACCACCUAAGAAUAUACAAAGCUCAACAGAUGAAAAGAAGGUAAAAAGGCGGCACAUACUUCCAAGGAAGCGUAGACAGCAGUCUGAACUAGUGAGAGAACAUGAAGAAGAGUGUUUCCGCUGUGGGGACAGUGGGCAGCUAGUAAUCUGCAAGAAGCCAGGGUGUCCUAAGGUGUACCAUGCUGAUUGUCUGACCCUGACUAAGCGUCCUGCUGGUAAAUGGGAAUGUCCGUGGCAUCAGUGUGAUGUGUGUGGAAAAGAGGCAGUCUCUUUCUGUGAGCUAUGCCCCAGUUCUUUCUGCAUGGAUCAUAGGGACGGAGCUCUCUUCAUCUCCAAGUUAGAUGGCCGACUUAGCUGUAAUGAACAUGAUCCGUGUGGCCCUGUUCCUUUGGAACCAGGAGAAAUCAGAGAGAUUAUGCCACCACCCAGCAAACAUGUAUUACAGACCUUGCAACCAUCAGAUUCCACAAACAUUCGGUGAAUGGAGUAUCCGUUUAUCGUGUGCCUCUGACAGGAGCUUAAUAAGAAAAGUGAAAAAGCUGCCUUCAUUUCAGUAGAAGACAGAUAUUCAAACUGAAUGUGAGUGUGCGUGUGUGUCUGUGUAUACAUAUGGGUGGAGUCAACUUAGUUCGCAGAUGCAAGAUGCAUAAUUCCUGAUAACCUAUGAGAGUAAAAUGAACUUGGACAGAUAGAAAAUUGAACCACAUGCUCUACUUCCCAAUAUCUUUAGCACAAUUAUACUUGGAUUUAUACCUGGGACACAAAACUGGCAUGCUCAGGUCCACUCAAGAAUUCCAGUUAAAUCUACUGCAAGGCCAGUUAUUUUCUGACCUCAAUGAACUGAUUUAUGUGUAGUUUUUUUAAUGUGUUGUGCUAUGAUGCUCACAUAACACAAGAUUAGUAAAUUCAUCUGGCAUGUUUCUGACAUUGAAUGCUCAGUCUAGUUCCACACUUAGAAGUAGGAGAUCACUGAAAGGAGUAGUUGCUAUGUGGUAUAAUGAAUGCAUCUUGUGGGCUUGUAAUUUCAGUUAAUUGAAUAAGUCUGCUUCUUCCAAGCACUUGUUCAACAAUUGCCUAAUAGUAAGCCUUCAUUUAAAUUGAUAAAUGAACAUUGAUAUAUAUCAAGCAUUCAGGAUGAAUCAUUGCCCAGGAAGUGGAUGGUACGAUGUGCUGGAACAUUGUCAUUUCACCUCCAGAAUGAGAGUUCAAAUACAGUCCAGCUAGGAGGAAUGAAGGUAUAUCGAUAUCUUACAUAGACUAAGGUUUAUAGUUUAUUAGAGCAUCAUACUCUCCCUUCUAGUACCUGGUCAUGAAACUAACUCAGUUACAGGGAGCAAAGAUCUGAGUCAUAUGAAAUGAGUUGAGCAUACAAAUCAAGAUCAGAGUGAAAUUGUCUCUGAAUUCAGCACUAAUUCUUGAUCAUAGAACCCAUUCAAAAGGAGUCUUGCAAAUGGAACUGUAACACUGGUACACUGCUUUGUGUUUGGCCUGGGCCAUGCCUAACCUAGAUGUAGAUGAAGCAAAACAAGGAAAUGUUUGCCUGUGCUGUUGGGCCUCAUUCAGAAGAGCACACAUUUACAAAGAAAAAUUAGCUAUAGAGAAUUGAGAAUUUUUUUACAUGUUGGUGGGAAGUUUAGCUGAGCUACUGCAUGCUAACAAAAGACACAGCCUUGGUGAUAAGACAGCAUGAAUUAUCUGCUGAAGUGAUAUUAUUUCUUUGCCAGUUUCACGCUAAACGUUUGGUGUGUUUCACUGAGUUGUGCUGAAUCAGCCUACUUCAAUCAAACUAGCCAGUUUAUGGUGAAGGCACAUGUCACUUAACUGGAGAAUUUUGCUGUCUGUUUUUUAAUGCAAUAACAUACUUUGUUUUUUGUUUUACAAUUGUCUUAUUUUCAGCUAUAUUUAAACCAUUUCAAUUUUGACAUGUUCAAGCUGGUCCAGCAUUUUAGGAAAUUCGAUUUUAUUGGAGUAUAGCUACAAUCUGUUCACUAGCUCCACCUUCUGGACAUAGGGCAAACAAACAUCAGGCUGCAGAAACUAAACUAGGGAAACUUUUGUCUUCCUAAAUCUGGAGAAUUCAUCGGAUGGAAAAUGUCCCUAGUCCCGAAAGAAAAGGAAGGCAAUCAUUUAAUUUUCUAUUUAAAUAAUUGGGUUGUUCGUUCAACAAAGUUCUCCAGUCAAGGUCAGCCUGUUGGUCCACCAGGGUUUUCUGAAUGAACUUAAAUGCCAUCAUAUCUUUUUGACUCACUGUGAGGUCUUUCCAUUCGAAAUUUGCAAUGCUGCUAGAUCUUUUAAUUAUAAAUCACCAGCCCUUUUAAAUUAAUAGUUUGGUUUUGACAUCUUUAAACAUUGCAUAAAUCCUGUAAUGAUGUUUGUUCAGAUAAGGUUUCUGUAGUCCCAAGGAGCGUGAUUCUUGAGGGUGAGUAAAUGACUACGAUUACAUUAAUCUUCCCCUAUUAUUAUAGUUCUAUUAUUCCUAGGAAUAACUUUACCUAUUGUAACCUCUGGAUAUGACAGACAUAAUCCUUCUAGGAUUUAGCAAUUUCACAGUUCAUUGUUCAUUUUAACCUCGCAAAUUAAAGUUCGCUACUUGAAGUGGCGUAGUGGGUUAGAUACCUAGAAAUCAUCGUUCAAAUGUAGCCCAGAAUAAUAGGGUGAAAGACUUCUCCGUCAGUUGAUCAUAAACAGUGUACAUGGUAUGAGUUUGGGUAGUCUCCUUUCAGUCCUUGGUGGCAUGGGCCCGUUAUACAACUUAGCCCCUAAUUCAGUACUAAUUUGCAGUGUUACUUAAGACUAAAAGAUGUCAAAUGGCAAAAUGUUACACCGGUGAAGUAAUUAUUCUGAAAUGGUGGUUGCAGCACAUUGUUAGAUGUAGCAGCAGCAACUUAUUCUGCAACUUAUUGUCCAAUACCUGACCUGGAGCUGCUCAGUGCUAGGUCUGAGAAAAUGGAAACUGGUCCGUUCCUCAGCAUUAACUUCAUACUUAUUGACGAGUGCAACAGAAGGUAACAGUAACCUAUAUAUUUGCAGUUACUCCAUUCAGAAAGUAGCUCAUUUAAGCAUGGAUCUGUGCUCAGCUUUUCAGUAAAGCUGCAGAUAAAAAAAUGUAGCAUUCACUCCUUGGUGCAGCAGCAAUUGGAAUUCGUAUUAUCCCACCUAACUAUAUAUUCUAAGAUCAACUGGGUAUAAUACUGAAUGAUUCUUGCUGGAAAGAUGUUCACUGAACUAAGAUAGAUUCCUAUCUAUUCUGAGUCAUUGGCUUGCCUUGAUGUUUGAUAUUCUAGUGUGUGCCAGAUUUGUAACUUUUCUACUAUUGCAUUGGAUGUAUUUACACUAGCCUUGUGAUAAUAGUGGACCUAUUCACAAAAUAGUCAUGAUGCAAAUGCAUUUGCAUCAAAGAUAUUCUAAAAGAAUAAAUUUUUUAAAAUAAA